GUGGAACCCCGUUAUUACGUUCCCCCUUUAUUACGUUAGUCCGCAUAUUACGUUGGAAUUUCAAAGCACAAAACCAUUUCUUAACAAACCUAUAUAAAAUAGACCUCGUUAUUACGUUGUCCUAAAAUGCCGGGACUCGGUAUUACGUUGUAAAAAUUCCGACAAAAACGUAAUAAACCCCUAAUUAUUCAAUAGUGAUUCUCAAAAUAAUAAGCCAUUCACACCUUGACUGCCUGAGGCAGUCACCACCUAAAUUUCCUGGUCUGUUUGGGGAUUAGAGACGCUUGACUGAUCACGCUUCGAUAGAUCUAGCGACAUCAAUACAGGUGAAUACCCCGUAUAGAAGCCAGUGAUAAACAAUUAAAUAAUGUUUAUUUAGAAAUUGUACUCUAUGAAAUUUACUUCAUUUUUCAUAUUUUGAUAAUCAAAGAAAUAAUUUCUCAACCGCCUGCGUGUUCAGCUCAGCAUAGUGUGAUUACCUUCGAUAUUAAAACUCUAUUCACGGAAAGCUUUGGUACCAAACAAGAAAGACAAGAUUUAUCGUAGCAAUGUUACAACCGCUUGGGUAACUGCUUGGACAUAGGUGAUUAAAGGUGUUCAAUUAAAAAAAUUGUUCGUUGUUUCGACAUGAAGCUUGGGUGUUCGUAAAUCUCGUCCAUACAUACACCAAUCUAUCGGCCGAUUCGUGCACAGCAUUUACCUCGGUGAAUAUUUAAAAUCCCUUGAUGCGCACGUGAUUUUAGUGCCAUCAUUUAGCGUUAUAAAUGAAAUCUUCGUGCAUCAUUAUUUUUUUUUUAUGUGGAUUGCGCUUAAAUUGUUCUCCGUGUUUAUCGUUGGUGAGAAGUGUGUAAGUGUUGGGUAUCGUGUGCGUUUUGUGUCUAUAGUUUUGUUGUUUUUUUGGGCGGGAUUUUUUUUAUUGUGUUGUGUAUUGUGUAAUUAGAGAACUUAAUAAAAACGAUGUUUUGUUAUUUUUUAAAUACGAAUGUUGAAUACGAACCGGAACGAGUUAUUGAGAGAAAUUUACAUGAACGCAUUGUUUUAAAGUUGAACAAAAUGGCGGUCCAAACGAAUGCAGGAAAAGCAACGUUUAUCAAAACAUCCUUAUGUAUCCUACACCGAAAUAAAGAAAAGGGAUAAGAACAUGAAGAAUUACGGACAUUAAAGAUAAGAUGUUCAAGAUGACAUCCGAACUUUACGAGAACAGAUAGCAAACAACAAAGGGGGGACAAUUAGCAUUCAGGACUUGGAGUCGGCUCUCGUUAAAACUGAGGAGGGACUUCAGGCCAAAACAGAAAAGGUGAUUAGUCAGUACAAUAACCAGGUCAGGACGUUACCCAACCAGGAGGCCAACCGAUUCGACAACAAUGUGGUUGCUAUUGAGACAACGUGGGACAUGCGAAGUCAGAAGAGUGCAGACCCUCGCAAGAUAUCAGCUCAUUUCUUGGGAAGAGAGAGGGUCAGACAGCCACAAGGAUCUCGUAGUAAUGCCCUACUACCAAAGCGACAGGCUGUCCAGAUGCCCGGACCCACACCGGGCCAGCAGACCAAGCACAUGCUAACCUUGAGGGCUGUCCUUGACCCUUACAGUAACAUGAACCGACAGGCUUUGAACAACAAUUUUGGGAUCCAGCUUCCCUUGAUUAACACCAAACAACCACAUAAGCCUGCCUACAGCAAACCGAUCAUCGGCAGUACAAUAGAACCGCUGGCUGUCCUACCCAAAGCCAACAGAGUGGAUGCCCAGCUUGCUCCACCCCCAAUCUCAGAAGACGAUGCCAAGAAGGGAAUUAUGAGUUUGAUAGAGAGGGGCCUAAUCCCCCCCGCAGCUCAGCUGACACUGGAUCCCUCCCCGGUCAGAAAUAGGAUUGCCCCACUACACGAGCCUCAAGUCAAACACAAGCCCCCGCAGACAGAGGCAGUGUCACUUUUAUCUGGAGUCAAACUUGACCCGGCUACUAUGAAGAAUGAUGUUAAAAAAAUGCCUGCAGUUCCGCCUCACCCCAAAUCUGCAUCCAGCAGUAUUACAGAAACCAGAACACCAUCAGCUAAAACUCGGGCCACUUCCUCUUCAAUGCGACAGGUCAAAACCCCAGCAACAUUGAAAACCUAUGAGAUGCCAAUACAGCCUCUGGACCCAUAUUAUGGGCCUGACCAAAAGGAGCCCCCACCCACCACCCCUGCCAGUGGGGAUUUUAAACAACUGUCUCAUAGAUUUGCCAUUCAGAAUGGGCGCACAAGAGAUAGCUCCUCAGAAUUCAUUGCAUUCAAGCAGCACUACUGCCUAACUUGGGGAAGCAUUGUAACUAUGAUUAAACACCUAGAAAGGAUGCUGUCCAGUUAUGUUGUUCCAGUAGCAUUUGUCAAUGGAGACAGAUUGGCAGACCUUGCUAUGGAGUUUGAGUUGGAGAGACCGCCCAGUAUAGACGACAUGUUAACUGUCAUCAUUAACAGGGAGGAUGUAGAGGCCCUUAUUGGCAGACCUGGCAGGAGAUUCAAAGGUCCACGAGGAAAAGAUUUAGCUGCUACAAGAAUCCAGUCCUCAUGGAAAAUGUUCCGAGAUCGUUCCGAGUAUCUCGAGUACAGGAAGAGGAAGUGGGCCUCAGGUGUCAUAGCAAUAUCAUGGAUUAUGCAUGUCAAGAUGUCAAAGGUCAAGGUCAAACUAAAGCAGUCCAGAGAGGAGCAUCUAGAAAACUUUAGGAGAAGAGCUAGGAAACUGGCAAUGUCUUGGGAUCGAAUAAAGCAACACCGUAGGACUGUCAUACAUAUUCCAUCGUUAGGCCUCUCUCAGGAGAUCAGGGAUGAUAUCAAUGAAUUUGGAAUCAGGCAGAACACCCAGAUGGCCCGACUUUGUGAUAUCAGAGAUCCCAAUGUGGAUGUGAUCUUUGUGUCCCCUGUGCCGCUGAGUGAAGAGACGUUACAAUAUUAUUCCAAACUUCUGGGUCUGAAGUCGGCUGUGGACUCCGGAGUGGUGGAAGAUCAAUGUGAUAUGGGAGAGAAAUACAAAAUAAUUGUCCCAGAGGCCAUUAAAAGCUUUCCUGCCCACAGAAUGUGUCUAUCAACCUUACUGAAAUACAGUCCCCGGACAAUGAAGCGUAUACAACACUUGAUUAAGGGCUGUGAUGCCUACGUGGUGACGGGGGUACCACACAAAGACGACCUCUCGGUGGCAGACUAUCUGGAUGUUCCCAUUUUGUCACCUGAGCCAGAGGUAGCACACCUAUAUUCCACCAAGUCAGGCUGUAAGAGGAUAUUUGCCAGUGCUAAUGUGGAGGUUCCUCCGAGUGAAUUUGAUGUUUACACCAUCGGACAGCUCCAUGAAUGUCUAGCUCAGUUGGUAACAGAAAACUUGACAGUGAAGCGAUGGCUGUUCAAGCUGGAUGACGGGUAUGACGGGCGGGGGAUAGGGUACUGUGACAUAGCAGACCACUUAGAGUGCUACCAGUGGGCAUUGAAGGAAUCAAAGAGAUAUGGAGAGAAGUGGAGCAAAAAGUGGGCCCAAGAGGCGGCCUACAUCAAGAUUCAUGCAGAAAUCCCUGAUGUUUUAGCAAAGUAUGCCCGGCCUGUACAUUCAGAACUGUACGAGGAUUGGUCCAAGUUCCUAGAUGCAUUUCUUAGUCAGGGUGGUGUAAUUGAGGCUACUCCUCCCUCAGAAAGUAUCACAACACUAACAGUAGACAUGAUGAUAGAACCCACAGGAAGGGCCAAUGUCCUGUGUGUGGGGGACCAGAUUCAUGCAGAGACCCCCUUUUCCUGCUGGGGUGUGUCUAUGCCCCAAUCCUCAGUGGAACCAGAUGUCCUUAACGUAGCCUGCAAAAAAGUGUCCGAGGCCUGCAAGUCACGAGGCAUCAUAGGUUAUAUGUCCGUAGACUUCGUCACAUUUAUUGACCCCAAAUCCAACGAUCAGAUAUUAUGGGCUUUGGAUCUCAGUCUCCACUAUAGCGAUAGCUUAGCAAUGUUCCAGUUAAUGUCUUAUGUCAGCAAUGGCAAAUUAGACUUAAAGACUCACACAUUCAAUGUACCCCCACCCAAACAAGAACAGAAGAAGCGCCGCCGCCGGUUAGCGGGUCAGGAAGAUGAACAGCCACCCAACACAAGUCGAUACGCGGUGAUGAGCACACAGCUUCUACACACCAAUCUUGCAGUGGUCCAUUAUAGCGUCUUCUUCCAAAUGUGCCGUGCCCAUGGAAUUGGUUAUGAUAUCAAGGAAAAACAAGGAACAGUAUUCACACUCUUAGAUAGUUUCAACAGAGAGCAUUUGGGAAUGUUAACAAUUGGGGAUAAUCUACCAGGAGCAUUAGCCACGUUUGCCAGAAACAUGUCUGUUAUUCACCAAGAGAUAUCAGCACCCAAUAUGCAGGGAGAAACUAAUUUCAAGCUUGCAAUAAAAGACAUAGAGAGCAUACUUGGAACAACUGUAGAAAAUGCAGAAGAUAACGAAGGUUAAAUGGACAGAGUAUAAUACUGCUCAGCUUACAUCAGCGAGGACAUGAUCUGCCAAUACACCCCCCCCCCCCCCCCCCCCCCCCCCCCCCCCCCCCCCCCCCCCCCCCCCAGUGUUUAUUCAAACAAAUGCUUUAAUAUGUUCUUUGUGAUGCAAUCAUUUAUCUGUAGGUGUGUAUAAUCUUUGUAAAUACAUGCAUUGUUGAAAACUUGUUUAUAAUCUAUGCACUUCUUGUAUGUAUUUCUAUAUGUAAACUUUCAAUUAUAAUUCUGUUGAUACAGAAACGUCGGAGCUUAUAUACGCUGAUUUGUAAGGGACGAAUUACAAGCAUUAAGAGUAAUUUUCUGAUGAUUGAAAGUCCUUUGCAUCUGCAGUUUUGCGAGUCCUGUACAGUAUUUUAUUAGUCUCAGAUUAACACAAAUGUCCCUUUAAUUAAUUUUUCUGUCCGUCCAUGAUUUGGUGCUGUUAAAUCAGAUUUCUUGUGUUUUGUUAGACAGAAUUUUCCUGUUGAAUUGUCUCAGAUUUGACUUUUUAUGUUGCAUUUAGAGAAACAUGUCUCUACUUUGGGCCAGUGGUACCAGUCACAUGUUUCUGUAUAAUAAUAUAUUGUAAAUGUUGCAAUAACUUUAACAGUGGGCUGUGAUAUUUAUGUUCUUAGUGUAUAUUUGUGUUUUGAUUAUUCAUGUGUGUUUAGUCUUACCAAAUACAGGGUCCCAACAAUGUAAAAAGAGCGAUUUUAAUAAAAUGUCACUGUCAGAAUUUCAUAUUUUUUUUUAACUAUACUGAAAUCCACCUUUAACACUAUUCAUUAUCAAUAGUCCUCAUGUAUGGAUAUAUGAAAAUACAUGUAUUUAUUUUUUAAUAUCGAUUCACUUGAAUUAUGUAUUAAUAAUGCACUGUUUUGAAAACAUGAAGAAUUUUGAAUGAAGUUGAAUUUAAGGCAGAUAAGAAUGAUUGUUAAAUGUGUCUUAUUCAUUGUAUUGUUAAUGAUCUGUACUUAUAAUAAAGUUAAAAUAACUUAA
This is a messenger RNA of Ostrea edulis (European flat oyster), 5463 nucleotides long. RefSeq names its product IQ domain-containing protein H-like. The transcript has 21 exons. The record is from RefSeq and is a predicted model, not a curated record. Lineage: Eukaryota; Metazoa; Mollusca; Bivalvia; Ostreida; Ostreidae. The coding region runs from base 1394 to 4444 and encodes 1016 amino acids.